Messenger RNA from Lemur catta (Ring-tailed lemur), 5843 nucleotides. It is a transcript of the gene HOOK1, whose product is annotated as hook microtubule tethering protein 1. NCBI's taxonomy places the organism in Eukaryota, Metazoa, Chordata, Mammalia, Primates, Lemuridae. The record is from RefSeq and is a predicted model, not a curated record. Gene Ontology annotation, molecular function: microtubule binding; dynein light intermediate chain binding. Gene Ontology annotation, cellular component: centrosome; cytoplasm. The transcript has 22 exons. Gene Ontology annotation, biological process: cytoplasmic microtubule organization; cytoskeleton-dependent intracellular transport. Bases 235 to 2421 code for a protein of 728 amino acids.
GCGGGGCCCAGGUGCCGAGCAGCUCGGCGGGGCCCAGACGGGAGAGGGGGCGGGUGAGGAGGGGGUUACGCCACGACGUCGGCUGCGCGAGGUUUCGCGCGUGAGCGGCGUCGGCGCUGGGCCUGGCUACCGAGCUCUCCCCGCGGGCUAGCAGGUCUCGACGCCGGCUGCUGGAGGAGCGCCGGGAGGAGAGAGGUGUCGGUGUCCGCGGCGUAGUCGACGGCUGCACCGGCCAUGGAGGAGACGCAGCCGUUGCCGCAACCUGACCUGUCGCUGUGCGACAGCCUCAUGAUCUGGCUGCAGACAUUUAAUACUGCCUUGCCCUGUCAAGAUGUCAAACAGCUGACUAAUGGAGUUGCCAUGGCACAAGUUCUUCAUCAAAUUGAUGCAGCUUGGUUCAACGAAUCUUGGUUAAGCCGAAUUAAAGAGGAUGUUGGGGAUAACUGGAGAAUAAAGGCUAAUAAUUUAAAGAAGAUUCUUCAAGGGAUUAUGAAUUACUACCAUGAGUUUUUAGGGCAGCAGAUUUCUGAAGCACUUAUCCCUGAUUUAAACCAAAUAACUGAAUGUUCAGAUUCUGUGGAGCUUGGGAGACUGCUUCAGCUUAUUUUAGGUUGUGCGGUCAACUGUGAAAAGAAGCAAGAACAUAUUCAAAAUAUAAUGACCCUGGAAGAGUCUGUUCAACAUGUGGUCAUGACUGCUAUUCAAGAGUUGAUGAGUAAAGAAAUAUUGAGCUCCCCUACAAAUGAUGCUGUUGGAGAAUUAGAGCAACAGCUUAAAAGGGCCUUGGAAGAGCUUCAGGAAGCACUAGCAGAAAAAGAAGAGCUGAGGCAGAGAUGCGAAGAACUGGAUAUGCAGGUGACUGCACUUCAAGAUGAAAAGAAUUCACUGGUUUCUGAAAAUGAGAUGAUGAAUGAAAAACUUGACCAGCUGGAUGGCUCUUUUGAUGAUCCAAAUACAAUGGUUGCAAAAAAGUAUUUCCAUGCACAAUUACAACUAGAACAAUUACAGGAAGAAAACUUCAGGCUUGAAGCGGCAAAAGAUGAUUACCGUGUUCACUGUGAAGAGCUUGAAAAGCAACUAAUUGAGUUUCAGCACAGAAAUGAUGAAUUGACUAGUCUCGCUGAAGAAACAAGAGCUCUGAAAGAUGAAAUAGAUAUUCUUAGGGCUACCUCUGACAAAGCAAAUAAACUGGAGUCAACAGUUGAGAUAUAUCGUCAGAAGCUGCAAGAUUUGAAUGACCUUCGCAAGCAGGUGAAAACUUUACAGGAAACCAACAUGAUGUAUAUGCACAACACAGUCAGCUUAGAAGAAGAAUUAAAGAAGGCGAAUGCAGCACGUACGCAAUUAGAAACAUACAAAAGGCAGGUUCAGGAUCUUCACAUUAAGCUUUCCUCUGAAUCCAAAAGGGCAGACACUCUAGCAUUUGAAAUGAAGCGACUAGAAGAAAAACAUGAAGCUCUACUUAAGGAAAAAGAGAGACUAAUAGAGCAGCGUGAUACUCUGAAAGAAACCAAUGAAGAGCUUCGAUGUUCCCAAGUACAGCAGGAUCACCUAAGCCAAACAGAUGCGUCUCCUACAAAGAGUUAUGAGAAUCUUGCUGCUGAGAUUAUGCCAGUGGAAUAUAGGGAGGUGUUUAUUCGGCUUCAACAUGAAAAUAAGAUGCUUCGCUUACAGCAGGAAGGUACUGAGAAUGAACGUAUUGAAGAACUUCAAGAGCAGCUAGAACAGAAACACCGUAAGAUGAAUGAAUUGGAGACUGAGCAAAGGCUGAGCAAAGAACGUAUCCGAGAAUUGCAGCAACAGAUUGAAGACCUCCAAAAGGUUUUACAGGAACAAGGCUCCAAGUCUGAAGGCGAAAGUUCCAGCAAACUAAAGCAGAAGUUGGAAGCUCAUAUGGAAAAACUAACAGAGGUCCAUGAAGAAUUACAGAAGAAACAAGAGCUCAUUGAAGAUCUUCAGCCAGAUAUAAAUCAAAAUGUACAAAAGAUCAAUGAACUGGAAGCUGCUCUUCAGAAGAAAGAUGAAGAUAUGAAAGCAAUGGAGGAAAGAUAUAAAAUGUACUUGGAGAAAGCCAGAAAUGUAAUAAAAACUUUAGAUCCCAAAUUAAAUCCAGCAUCAGCUGAAAUAAUGCUACUUAGAAAGCAGUUGGCAGAGAAAGAGAGAAGAAUUGAGAUUCUGGAGAGUGAAUGUAAAGUAGCAAAAUUCCGUGAAUAUGAAGAAAAACUCAUUGUUUCUGCUUGGUAUAAUAAGAGUCUAGCGUUCCAGAAACUGGGGAUGGAGUCUAGACUUGUGAGUGGCGGUGGUGCUUGCAAAGACACUGGCCCGUGUACUCCUGCACGGUCUUUCUUAGCACAGCAACGGCAUAUCACCAACACCAGGAGAAAUCUCUCUGUUAGAAUUCCUGCUACAACAUCUGAUUAAACUGCAAAAGGAAACAUAAACAGAAGUGCCCUUAAAAUAUUUUGUACUUUUCAACUAACUACCAGAUUGAAAAAGAAGUUUAUGAUACUGGAUACCAGGUAUUUUAAAAUCAAAAUGCAUCACAUUAAUUUUGCCAGCUGACUUUGAAAACAGAGUAUAGAAUUAGCUAUCUCUCUGGGGGAGCACAUUUGAAUAAUUGGAAUAUGUAAUUACACAAACAUCUCCAACAAACAUUUGUCUUUUGAGAGUAAUGUAACUUCAAAUCAACUUUGUAUAUUUUAGUUUAAUGUUUUCAGUUGUACCAAUAACUUAAUUAAUUUGUAAUAUGUAAUGAGUAAUAUGUUAUGAUAAAAUGUAUCUAGACUUGUUUUAUUUUUUUGGUCCAUAUAAAAAAUAGUCUUGAGGUAGGCACAUGAUAAACUAUACAAGGGUGAUUUCUUCAACUUCAUAUAUACAAGGGUUUACUGCUAUCCUUAAAUUCUUUCAUUAAAUGCAUACAUAUAUUUUGUCAUGUCAUAGAAGAUAUAAUGUUUGGAAUAUUUGACUGUUGGAAUGAUGUUGCCAUAGUAAAAGUGACUAAUUAGAAAUUCUGUAGAUUCUGAAGAGGUCACAGUUCUCAUAGGUACCUCCUGUAAACAAGGGCUUCUGGACAGCAUGAUUGAAAUGCUAAGGGUGGGGAAUAAAGUGACAUUUAUAAGAGGUGACUUUCUGAUAGAAAGCAAGCUAAAAGCUAUAUUUUGUGUUAAUGUUUACAUACUUUUUAAUGUAAUUAAUAAUGAUUCAAUUACUCCUUUUAAGUAUAAAAUUAUCAUGGCUUCUGCCAAAAAAAGAUAUGGUAUAAUAGUUUUACCUCCUCAUUGAAAAGAGAUGUUGCAAUGAUGAAAAAACUUGGAAUCAGUCUCAUUUUUGUUUACUGAUUGAGGAGUUUGUCUUGCUCAGUUUGUGGUAUUCAGUUCAUUUCUGCCCAAAGCUCUUAUUUGCAAAGGUAUUACUUUUGAAUUUUGGGGUGAUUUUUACAUUUUACCACUUUGGAAUUUUAGUUAAGUUGUGUUAAAUUUGUGUAGUCCUGUAUUGUAGCCACAAGCCACAUGUGGCAAUUUAAAUUAAUUGAAAUUAAAAAUUUAGUUUCUUGGUUGCACCAGCCACAUUUCAGACGCUCAAUAGCCAUGUGUGGCUGGUGGUUGCUGUAUUAGGACAGCUAUAGAAUAUUUCCAGCAUUGCAAAAAGUUCUAUUGGACAGCGCCAUACUAAAUCUUUUUGUAACUCAGAAAUACUUUUUGAUAUUAGACCACAAAUGUAAAAAGAAGAAUAUUAGUACUGUUUCAGAUGUAAAAAAGAAUUGAAUUGUGACAUAAUUAACAUCUUACAUUCUAGGUAGUUGAAUACCUUAUGUUGUGACAACCAUAGUUAAUUGUUCCAGUACUGUUCAACAAAUGCAUACCUAUUAGCAGUAUGUCUAGACCAGGGUCAGCAAACUUUCUGUGAUGGGACAGGUACUAAAUAUUUUAGUAAAUAUCUCAGGCUUUGUGAGCUGUGUAGUCUCUGUUGCAAGUAUUCAACCCUGCCAUUACCGGGUGAAAGUAGCUAUACACAAUGUAUAAUAUAAACAAAAUGGACAUGGCUGUGUUUUAGUAAAACUUUCUUUACAAAAACAGGUGGUAGGCCGGAUUUGGCUUGCAGGCUAUAGCUGUGGUCUAGAUUUUAUUCUUAGCCUUUCUUUGCAAAUACAGUAUGAGCAUUGUUCCAUUUACAGUAUUACUCAUUUGGAUACCUGGUUUUUAGAUUCUUGCCCAGUAACUUUUUAAUCACUGCAAAUGUGCAAAUUUCAUACUACAUUUGGGUCUCUGAGAUUAGGGAGCAUCUGUCAGGAUAUUUUGUUUUAUCAGGGUUACUUCUGUUGACUACCUCUUAGACUUUGAUGUAAUUGUUGAUUUGCAUUUUCAUACGUUCUUGUAGUGUCUGCCUGCCUGUGACUUUUAGUGAAAUGAAAUAAGCCUUUGAAAAUAUCUUAGCAUGCUAUUUAAAAUUUUAUAAAUAUGAUGACAUUUUGGUAUAUUUUGGUUAGUGAAGACAUCUGCCCCUUUAGUGUUUCUAUACUUAUAAUUGAAAUUUUACGAGCUCUUCAAGCUCCCUUUUAAUGGAAUUUAUUAUAAAACAUUAACUUUAAUAAAUUAGUGUUUUCAUUUCAGUUGCUCAUAAAUAUUCAUUAUUGUACUUGGAAUUUCUACAUAAAACAAUUUCUGAAUGAGGAUAUAAGGAUAGAUUCAUUUUUCUUAAUACAGAAAAAGCAAAUUUUCUGAUUUAUCACUUUUCUAGGUGAUAAGUAGAAUUUAAAAUGAUUUAUAAGUAUUUAUACAAGGCUAAUGUAAUUUAAAGUUCUGUAUUAUUGUGAUUAAUCAUACAGAAAUUCAGGAACUGAUCAGAAGUGAGAUUCUUUCCACAUCUGGUUAAUGUAGUGAGACGGACACCCUGUGGGUGGUAAGGCAUUAUAGAUAUUUCAUCAUGAACCAUGAUGUAUACACAUCUGUGUUGUAAGAGAAGCUUGAAGGCAUAUACCAUGGAAGAGAUACUCAGAAUUUAUCUAUUUGAUAAGGAAUUAAAUGACCCAGUGAUUAUAAAGUAAAACCACAGACCAAUUUGAAAAUUAUCUUUAAUUUUGAGCAUUUGCUCUAAGAUUAAUAUUCCUUUCUCUUUUUAAAAUAGUGUAUAAAUAUGACAGUGAUGUCUAUCCUGAGAUUAACUUAAUGUAUUGAGAAAUAUUUGAAGUUUAUUCUAUUUUUCAAUGAAUAAGGCUGUCAAACUAAUGAUUUAGUAUAGAUUAAGAAUUAAUGUCUUGUCUAGAAAUAUUAAACUGAUGACAUUAUGAUGUCAUCUUUGAUAACUGAAGUACUAAUUUAAAUGUUAGAUAAUGUUUCCACAUCUAUCCCUGUUUCUGUGUAGGGGCACAUCUGGCCUGUGAGGGGUUGGCUUUUAGGCCACAGAGCUGUCUGUUAGGUUCCCCCUAUGUAUAUUUAAUGAGAAACAUUCCUAUGUAAAAAUGUGUGUAUAUGGUUGUAUGCAUACAUUCUUAUUGUGAACCUGUAUGUUGCGAAGUAGUUUGCAAAUUUGUAAAGCACAAACCAUAAAAGAAAACAAUGUGCAGUUAUUAAACUUGAUGUUCCAUGAAUGUAAUGUUUAGUUUAUAAAAGGUCCUUUCUAUUUUCUAUGGCAAAGACUUUGACACUUGAAAAAUAGAAGCAAUACUUGAUUUAUUUUUGUAAGUAUUUAGAAUAUUAUUUUAAAUAAAUGAUUGUCCAAUAACAAUAUAAUAGUUGUAAAAUGUUUUCAGUAAAUAAACUUUCUGCUUCUGUGUCUGUUAUGAUGAGUUUUUAGUGGGCACAAAUGCACGUUUAUUUGCUGUUUUAAAUAAAGGACUGAAAAUA